AUGAAUAUUUAUAAGAAUGAUAUGACUGGUCAUAAUUUAACAUUAUUACAUAAUAUCGAGCAUGACUCGAUUAAUGAUUACAAUGAAAGUUUAAGUUCAUUAAUAUUUUUUACAAUUGUUUAUAUACUUGUACUUAUAUCUGGUCUUAUUGGCAAUUUUAUUGUUCUUUUUGUUAUAUUUAAAAAUAAUGAUUUAAAACAUUUUACAAAUUAUUUUUUUGCUAAUUUAAGUGCAGCUGAUGUAUUUGUACUUUUAUUUUGUAUUCCAACUGCUAUACAUGAUAUAUGGGCAAAAGAUCAAUGGCAUAUGGGUAAAUUUUUUUGUUUAAGUAAUCAAUAUAUUGAAAGUUGUGCAACAAGUAUUUCAUCAUUGAGUAUAAUGGCAAUUAGUUUAGAACGUUUUAUUGCAAUAUGUGAACCAUUUAAGGUUCAUGAUAUAUUUAAUGAAACAUUAACAUUAACUACUAUAUUUUUAAUAUGGGCAAUUGCUCUUAUUCUUUCACUUCCAUUUUUAAUUUUUGCUGAAUAUGAUCCAUUAUUUAAUCCAACAGAUUCAUUAAAUAAUACAUCAAAUUUGAUAACUAUAUGUCAUUUAGAUGCUAAUUCAAGUUUAGCACGUGCUUGUAUAACAUGGUUUAUUGUUAUACUUAUUUUUAUACCAUUUUUUGUUUUAAUAUAUAUCUAUACACGUAUUAUAUUAGAAUUAGCACGUCAUCGUGUUGUUCGAUUAAUGACAAUUACAAAAAAUCAACAACAACAAUAUGAUGAUGAAACAAAUAGUUCUAAUGGUGGUUUAGUUAUAAGUAGUGAACAUCAACAAUCUCAUUCAUUUCUUGCUUAUAAACGUUUUGAACAAAAACGUCUUAAUACAGUUAUUAUUUGUAUUGUAACUGUUGCAUUUUUUGCAUGUCAAUUUCCAGUACGUAUUAUACAAUUAAUUGAUAUGUAUUUACGUGUACGAAAUGAAGCAACAAUGCCACAUUUAGUAUGGAUAUGGUUAUGGAAAUUAUCAAAAUUACUUUUUUUUCUUAAUUUUACAGCAAAUCCGAUUAUAUAUAAUAUUUUAUCAACAAAAUUUCGUCGUUCAUGUCGACGAUUACUUCAAAUUCAUCGUUCAUCAAGUUUUGGAAUAAAUUCAUCACGUAAAACAAGUGUAACAUCUUAUCUUUAUUCAAGUAUAUAUAAAAAUCGUCGUCAAUUAAGUAAUUCACUUAAUAAUCAUCAUCAAAAAUUUAGUACAAUACGUACAAGUAUUGAUAGUGAUAAUCGAGAUCUAGUUACUGUUGGUAAUAAUGAAGAAAUUUUUAUUCCAACAUUUCAAGUAUUAAAUGAAGAAGAAAAUGAAAAUAUUGUUCUAUAA
Molecule: messenger RNA, 1359 nt
Organism: Rotaria sordida
Lineage: Eukaryota; Metazoa; Rotifera; Eurotatoria; Philodinida; Philodinidae
Source: the annotation of a GenBank genome assembly